AUGGGGGGUUUAGAGCUUGCUGAUACUCAUUUCCGAGUCUCUGCACCAAUUCACCUUCUCGUCGGUGCUGAUGUUUUUGGUCAGGUCAUCAAGCCCAAUGUGAUCAGAGGAGGGGUUCAGGCUCCAGUCGCUCAACUCACCAGCUUUGGCUGGAUUGUUUACGGACCAGCGGGACCUGAUCAACCAACAUCUUGCUCUUCUCAUCACCUCAGUGUAUCGAACGACGAGCUUCUGAGAAUGACCUUCUCACGAAGUUUUGGGUUCAGGAGGAAGUUCCUGGGCGCGAAUUCCGCUUGUCGUUCUGACGAGACGACCUUAGCACAUGGAGCGCAAGCUUCAGGAGGGUUGAGGGUCUCUGAAGGGCUUCAGGUAGGGCCGUCUGACGCUCAAAAGAGUUACUAUCUACCUCAUCAUGGUGUAGUCAGAGAGAGCAGUGAAACGACGAAACUGAGAGUAGUGUUCAACGGAUCAGCGAAGACCAGUUCGGGGAAAUCACUCAACGACAUUCUCCACACAGGAGUCAAGUUGCAGAGGGAUAUCUCAGACGUGCUGCUCUGGUCAAGACAGCACAAAGUCAUCUUCAUGACGGACAUCACCAAGAUGUUCCGCCAGAUUAGAGUUCACAAGGAUGACUGGGCCCUGCAGCAGAUUCUAUGGACCGACUCACGUGGAGAACUAGUCACGUAUCAACUGACAACAGUCACAUACGGCACGAGAUCAGCUCCGUUUCUCGCAAACCGUGUUCUUCUUCAGCUGGCUGAGGAUGAAGGACAUCGGUUCCCUUUGGCCGUCUCGCCUAUCGUAAAAGGAAGAUACGUUGACGACAUCUGUGGAGGUGCGGAUACGCAUGACCAACUCGUUAGGACUGCGAAAGAAGUUCGUGAUCUCUGCGCUGCUGGAGGAAUGCCUCUGGCAAAAUGGCAUAGUAAUAGUCCAGCGCUACUCCAGUGGCUCGCUCCUGAUAGUGCCUCCAAUGACCAGCGAGUUUAUGAGGAUUCGGAGACCCGGAUUCUUGGCUUGUCGUGGCAGCCCAGCUCGGAUAACUUCGUCUUCUCAAGUCGGACCAGCGAUGAAUCGAAGGUUUCUAAGAGGAAUAUCCUCUCAGAGAUCGCUCAGAUCUAUGACCCACUCGGAUUUCUAUCUCCUAUCGUGAUCAGAGGGAAACUGCUCAUGCAGGAGACUUGGAUUGGAAAGCUCGGUUGGGAUGAGGAAGUCCCAGAACAAGUUGCCCAGCGUUGGAAAAGUUUUCGAAAUGAUCUCACUCUGCUCUCGAAGUUAUCUGUUCCAAGAUGGUUAGGCCUUCUCCAGAACUCGUCGAUUGAAAUCCAUGGAUUCUCAGAUGCUUCUGUUCUCGCGAUGUUAGCCGUAGUCUAUCUCAAAAUCGUUAAUGGAGAUGAAGAGCCUCAGAUUUUUUUGGUCUGCGCUAAAACGAAAGUAUCUCCUCUCAAACGGCUGACAAUCCCAAGGCUAGAGCUCACAGCUGCGGUUAUGCUUGCCAAACUCGUAAAGUACGUGAAAGGAGAGCUCAAUCUCUCGAACGCUCCGACGUUUUUAUGGACCGACUCCUCAGUUGCGCUUACGUGGAUCAACUCGCACCCGUCCAGAUGGAAAGAGUUCGUGAAAAAUCGUGUCCAACUCAUGCAAGAGACCUCACGAGCUCAAUGGAAACUCGUUCCUGGCAAGGAAAACCUAGCUGACUGCGCAUCUCGUGGACUAACGACAGCGCAGCUCUCUGCACAUGAACUCUGGUGGCACGGACCACCGUGGCUCAUGAAAAGCUCAUCGACGUGGCCAUCUCUAGAGCUUGCUUCAGUGACAUCAGCAGAUCUUGAAGAGAAACCUGGUGUCGUUCUGAACGUGAAGGUCCAGCGUAUACAGAUUGGGGAUUUAGUUCAUCGCUAUUCUUCACUCAACAGAUUGCUUCGAAUUACGGCCAUCUGCCAAUGCAUCAUUGCUCGUCUCAGAAGAAUUCCUGGAUCAUCGUUAGCAACAGCUCUGAACCCUGGUGACAUCGAGCAGGCCCGACUGCUUUGGGUCAAGCUCACUCAGUCUGCGGAUUUUUCAGCUGAGCUUACGACCUUGUCCAGAGGGCAACGUCUUAAUUCGUCUCACUCGCUCACUCGAUUGACAGCGUUCCUGGACCACCGGGGAGUUCUACGCGUUGGAGGGCACCUGAAAUUUGUUCAGCUUGACUGCGAAAAUAAGCAUCAGAUCAUCGUACCUUGGGAUUCGCAGUUCGCUCAGCUCAUCAUUCAGGAUGUCCAUCUGAGGACUCUGCAUGGAGGAACGCAGCUGACUGUCGGUCAACUAACUCAGAAGGUCUUACUGGAUCCUCGGAGGAAGAGCCCCGGUAAGAUCAUUCAUCCUGAGGUGCGUUCCAUGCGCCAGACAGCGAGGGAUCAGAGCUCAACAGCUCAUGGGCCAGCUCCCAGUUGCUCGUCUCACACCUGGCCGAGCGUUCCUCAACACUGGAGUUGA
Messenger RNA from Diachasma alloeum, 2478 nucleotides. RefSeq lists its product as uncharacterized. The transcript has 2 exons. The coding region runs from base 1 to 2478 and encodes 825 amino acids. NCBI's taxonomy places the organism in Eukaryota, Metazoa, Arthropoda, Insecta, Hymenoptera, Braconidae. The record is from RefSeq and is a predicted model, not a curated record.